GCCAAUCACAGGCCGGAACGCCCUUGACAUGUUAAUGCACACAGUGUGCAACUCUUGACUCAACGUCAUUCACAGUCAACGCUUCAUCGCAGCUACGACGUGUCCGUAAAAAGAGGGUGAGGCAGCGCUGCUAAUUAAACAUUCCAGUUUUAAAUACUGUCCUAGAAUCUUCCUUCUAGAAUUGUCAAUAUGCGUGAAUGUAUCUCAGUCCAUGUCGGCCAGGCCGGGGUCCAGAUGGGCAAUGCCUGCUGGGAGCUGUACUGCCUGGAGCACGGCAUCCAACCUGAUGGUCAGAUGCCAAGUGACAAGACCAUCGGAGGUGGUGACGACUCCUUCAAUACCUUCUUCAGCGAGACUGGUGCUGGUAAACAUGUCCCUCGCUGUGUCUUCGUCGAUCUGGAACCCACCGUUGUCGAUGAGAUUCGCACCGGCACCUACCGUCAGCUCUUCCAUCCUGAGCAGCUGAUCACAGGUAAGGAGGACGCCGCCAACAACUACGCCAGAGGUCACUACACCGUGGGCAAAGAACAUAUUGACGUGGUUAUGGAUCGCCUUCGAAAGCUGGCCGAUCAGUGCACGGGUCUCCAGGGUUUCCUCAUCUUCCACAGCUUCGGUGGAGGCACCGGCUCUGGCUUUACCGCUCUGCUCAUGGAGCGUCUCUCCGUCGACUACGGCAAGAAGUCCAAGCUGGAGUUUGCCAUCUACCCGGCUCCUCAGAUCUCGACGGCUGUAGUCGAACCCUACAACUCUAUCUUGACAACCCACACCACCCUGGAGCACACUGACUGCGCCUUCAUGGUCGACAACGAGGCCAUCUACGACAUCUGUCGUCGCAACCUAGACAUCGAACGUCCGACUUACACAAACCUCAAUCGUCUGAUUGGUCAGAUUGUGUCCUCCAUCACUGCAUCUCUUCGCUUUGACGGUGCCCUGAAUGUCGACCUAACUGAGUUCCAAACCAACUUGGUGCCCUACCCACGUAUCCACUUCCCUUUGGCCACCUACGCUCCUGUCAUCUCUGCUGAGAAGGCCUACCAUGAGCAGCUGACCGUUGCUGAGAUCACCAACGCCUGUUUCGAGCCAGCCAAUCAGAUGGUGAAGUGCGAUCCUCGUCACGGCAAGUACAUGGCCUGUUGUCUGCUGUACCGUGGUGAUGUCGUCCCCAAGGAUGUCAACGCUGCCAUAGCAACCAUCAAGACCAAGCGCACCAUCCAGUUCGUCGACUGGUGUCCAACUGGCUUCAAGGUGGGCAUCAACUACCAGCCACCUACCGUCGUGCCUGGCGGUGAUCUGGCCAAGGUGCAGCGUGCUGUCUGCAUGCUAAGCAACACCACUGCCGUAGCUGAGGCCUGGUCUCGUCUGAACCACAAGUUCGAUCUGAUGUACGCCAAGCGUGCUUUCGUCCACUGGUACGUCGGGGAUGGUAUGGAAGAGGGCGAGUUUACUGAAGCCCGAGAGGAUCUGGCAGCCUUGGAGAAGGAUUACGAGGAGGUUGGAACAGACUCAGUGGAGGAAGGCGAAGACGAAGAUGGGGCGGAGGAGUAUUAGAACUAGUCUAAUGCUUAUGAUUCAAGAUUGGAAUUGUGCAAGGAAAAAUUAUCCACCUCAGCUGUUAAACCCCAAAAUAAGCAAAGAACUUUUGGAAAUAGUGGUAAAUUUCACAAGAAGAACUCUGAAAACGUGGAAACAUACUGGUAACAAUUAUUACCAAGAUCGUGUCGCUCAGUUUUCACUUUCUGUCGCCUUAAAAUUCUACAUUUGUGGGCUCUUGAGUCCCGUGGCUUUCGAUGAAUGUUAUAAGUGCGCAGAACGAGUUGCAUAUUAAUUACAAAACAAUCGCCACACAGUUCCACUCCGAUUUGUAUUAAUGUCAUUCCUCUAAGAUUGACCUGAUGACCUCGUCAUACCUAGAUUUGCCUGAAUAUUCUUCCUUUCAAUAUUAAUUCGUUCAUAUAAGUUUCUUUUGCCCUUCUACUCUAUAUUCCCAUAUUCUCAGGUUAUGUCUACAUUCAAAAACGCUGAUUUUGUCUCUAUUGAUAUGGUUUCAUGUUGAAAUUUUAGGCCAUAGAGAUCCUCGAGAGGUCUUUACCCUCACUGUAAGAUGGACAAGAUUUAUCUACUCAUAGCCAUUGCACAACAAGCACAGUUUUAUGUAGCGCACUGUAAGGAUAACGCACAUGUACUGCCAUUGUUCUACGAGCCAGGCAACUAUAGCAAAAAAGGUAAUGCCAUACACUUCUUAGUUUAACAAGCCAGGCAAUCAAAAAUUCAACGCCAGAACAAAAAGGUUUAAUUGACUUUCAUUUAAUUUCUCAGUCUGUUAUCUGCGACCUUUAUGAUAGUUUCGAACAUGGUUAAAGGACUUCACGCCCCUUCCGAUCGUUUUAGCUCCACCCCUGCCGAGUGUCCAUUCUUAUAUCGCUGUACUGUACAUGUGCACGCAAGGUGUACAGCUUGUCUGUUGAACGGAAAGAUCUCAAAUCCAACAACCCCGCUAUUCCCGUCUUCUUUGCUCAUAAAAAUGCGGAAUUAUGUUUAAUCAGAUGUUCAAUAAUUGUUGUAUGUGAGACUUAGUUUAUAAAAACAUCUCAAAGAAUUGUGACACCUGGCAGUACAAAAUCUCCAAGAAAUCAUCUCAAUAUACACAUCUUGGUGACUCUACAUCUGUUUCCUCCAUCUCUGCCACUGUUGACAUGUCUUCAUCUACACGUUCAAAACACAGAUGAUAGUACCGUAUGGAAUCAACGACUACAAGCUGUGGUCGGACUUGCUCUGAUUCACCGCCUUCAUGGUUCAACGCACUAAAAGCUGUGACACAAGCCAUCAAUCUCUCCACAAAAUGCACGCAGGCAUAAUUAUGAUUUUAAUCAGCGUUAGUCUGGGAGUCUUGACACGUCACACAAAUAAGCACCACAGAUGUGGAAACAGAAUGUCAGACAUCAUCUAAUUACUUUUAUUUCAAUGGACAACCGAAAUAUUCCAGACACCACGAAGUAAAUGUAUUUCCUCGACGCCGCCAUUUUGUAAAAGAUAGAUGGUUGAGACGGUUGUGUGUUUAUGUUCAAGGUCCCUUCACAAAAUAAAUGGAAAUACACUACAAAUAAGA
Messenger RNA from Acanthaster planci (crown-of-thorns starfish), 3106 nucleotides. RefSeq names its product tubulin alpha-2/alpha-4 chain-like. Gene Ontology annotation, cellular component: microtubule. Lineage: Eukaryota; Metazoa; Echinodermata; Asteroidea; Valvatida; Acanthasteridae. Gene Ontology annotation, molecular function: GTP binding; structural constituent of cytoskeleton. The record is from RefSeq and is a predicted model, not a curated record. Gene Ontology annotation, biological process: microtubule-based process.